Eriocheir sinensis (Chinese mitten crab) is the source of this 1392-nucleotide messenger RNA. Its product is annotated as adhesive plaque matrix protein-like. Bases 1 to 1392 code for a protein of 463 amino acids. The transcript is spliced from 3 exons. NCBI's taxonomy places the organism in Eukaryota, Metazoa, Arthropoda, Malacostraca, Decapoda, Varunidae. The record is from RefSeq and is a predicted model, not a curated record.
AUGUCCCUCACAGCAAAGUCCCCCACAGCAAAGUCCCCCACAGCAAAGUCCCCCACAGCAAAGUCCCCCACAGCAAAGUCCCUCACAGCAAUGUCCCUCACAGCAAAGUCCCCCACAGCAAAGUCCCCCACAGCAAAGUCCCCCACACAAAGUCCCUCACAGCAAAGUCCCUCGAUCACAGCAAAGUCCCCCACAGCAAAGUCCCCCACAGCAAAGUCCCCCACAGCAAAGUCCCUCACAGCAAAGUCCCCCACAGCAAAGUCCCCCACAGCAAAGUCCCUCACAGCAAAGUCCCACACAGCAAAGUCCCCACAGCAGUACCCCACAGCAAAGCACCCCACAGCAACGUCCCCACAGCAAAGUCCCCACAGCAAAGUCCCCCACAGCAAAGUACCCCACAGCAGUACCCCACAGCAGCACCCCACAGCAACGUACCCCACAGCAAUGUCCCCCACAGCAAAGUCCCCCACAGCAAAGUACCCCACAGCAAAGUACCCCACAGCAACGUACCCCACAGCAAAGUCCCUCACAGCAAAGUCCCCCACAGCAAAGUACCCCACAGCAAAGUACCCCACAGCAAAGUACCCCACAGCAACGUACCCCACAGCAAAGUCCCUCACAGCAAAGUCCCCCACAGCAAAGUACCCCACAGCAAAGUACCCCACAGCAAAGUACCCCACAGCAAAGUACCCCACAGCAACGUACCCCACAGCAAAGUACCCCACAGCAAAGUACCCCACAGCAAAGUACCCCACAGCAACGUACCCCACAGCAAAGUACCCCACAGCAAAGUACCCCACAGCAACGUACCCCACAGCAAAGUACCCCACAGCAAAGUACCCCACAGCAACGUACCCCACAGCAACGUACCCCACAGCAAAGUCCCCCGCAGCUACGUACCCCACAGCAAAGUACCCCACAGCAACGUACCCCACAGCAAAGUACCCCACAGCAAAGUACCCCACAGCAAAGUACCCCACAGCAACGUACCCCACAGCAACGUACCCCACAGCAACGUACCCCACAGCAAAGUACCCCACAGCAACGUACCCCACAGCAAAGUACCCCACAGCAACGUACCCCACAGCAACGUACCCCACAGCAAAGUACCCCACAGCAACGUACCCCACAGCAAAGUACCCCACAGCAAAGUACCCCACAGCAACGUACCCCACAGCAAAGUACCCCACAGCAAAGUACCCCACAGCAACGUACCCCACAGCAAAGUACCCCACAGCAACGUACCCCACAGCAAAGUACCCCACAGCAAAGUACCCCACAGCAACGUACCCCACAGCAAAGUACCCCACAGCAACGUACCCCACAGCAACGUACCCCACAGCAAAGUACCCCACAGCAAAGUACCCCACAGCAAACACUGACUUCCACUAG